Drosophila willistoni is the source of this 711-nucleotide messenger RNA. RefSeq names its product glycolipid transfer protein. Gene Ontology annotation, biological process: intermembrane lipid transfer; ceramide transport. The transcript is spliced from 4 exons. The record is from RefSeq and is a predicted model, not a curated record. The coding region runs from base 1 to 669 and encodes 222 amino acids. NCBI's taxonomy places the organism in Eukaryota, Metazoa, Arthropoda, Insecta, Diptera, Drosophilidae. Gene Ontology annotation, molecular function: ceramide 1-phosphate transfer activity; ceramide 1-phosphate binding. Gene Ontology annotation, cellular component: cytosol; membrane; cytoplasm.
AUGGACGGAUCAUCAUCAUCAUCAACAACAACCACAGCACCGCCAGCAAAGUCAUCAUCCUCAUCAUCAUCAUCAGCAGUAGCACGAAUUCAAUUCAAAACCUUGAAGGGAUUUCCGGCAAGCACAGUUGAUAAAGUGGAAACUCAAGCAUUCCUAAAUGCGGCCAAGGAGAUUGUAACCGUUAUAGAAAGCUUUGGCAAACUUUUUACGCCCGUGAUCAGUGAUAUGAAUGGUAAUAUAAAUAAACUAACAAAGGCUUAUGGUGCUGAUGUAAUUAAAUAUCAAUAUUUGGAGGAUUUAAUUGUGCUUAAUGUGAAUAUUGAUGAUUUUGCCGCAAAUGCCUUGCUUUGGCUAAAACGUGGCCUGCAAUUGAUAUGCACAUUCUUUGAGAAUAUCUAUGCAGAUACAAAACAUACGGAGGUAUUGAAACAGCAUCUUCAAGAUGCCUAUGAGCGUACAUUGAAGCCAUAUCAUGGUUUCAUUGUACAGAAUACAAUUAAGAUUAUAUACAGUUGGGUUCCAACGCGUAGUCAACUAUUAGGACAAGGUGCUUACCAUGACGAAAAUAUUGAGGUGCUAACCCAAUACUUGCCCACAAUGCGUGCCCAUUUGGAUAAGAUUGAUGCUCUGCUAAGAGCGCACAAUUUGGACGAUAAACGCAAAGUGUAAUGAAAUGCAGAUGAAUGGAAUAGAUUGCUACUUAGCUUAAUU